CCUUCAACGGUGUGGGCCUCCGCGACAGCGUGGCCGCGGCGGCAGCUUCGCUAGUGAGGGGCAGCCCUCAUUUUUGCUGCCCUCUCCAGCUUUUUGCUCUGCUUUUUGUUUGAAUGGCCGGCCCUAAAGCGCGGCUCCCAGACCAGGAUUGCCCGCCCCAGGACGCACGGAUCAGUCAUGGCGGCCCUGGAAGCGCAGCAGCAGCAGCUCACCAGCGAUGCCCCAGUGGAAGCUGCCGCGCCUCCUGAACUACCCUGGUGGAUGCAAACUCCGUCCGUGCAGAGGCUGCUCGCAGAGUACGAUUCCAAGACGGACGCGGAGCGGGCGGAGAUCAAGCGGCGGGCCGAGGAAGCCGAGGAGGAGGCGUUCCAGCGAAUCGCCGCCCGGACGACGCCAAACAAACCGACGGAAGAAGGCGCGCAGCUCCGGACCCUCGCCGCGGCGCGCUAUGUGAGCCGCCUGGAGAGCGUCCACGACCACGUGCCGAAGCGCGAAGAAUUGGAAUUGUUCGCCGACUUGAUCGGCAAGCUCGGCCUGCGCAUCGACUACGACCGGUACGAGGUCGUGCGGCGCAAGGUGUUGGAGGCGGGCGGGACGCCCGGCUUCUGGGAGCAAGCGCAAAACGCGACGCGGUUCUUCAGCGUCCGGCCGCGGGCCGCGGACGGCACGGUCGCGGUCGCGGCGCUGCGGCAAGCGACGUUCGACGAGGCGGAGAGUCUAUGCGUGCUCGCGUCGCGGGCGCGGAAACUUCCGGAAGGGGGUGUAAGUUCUUCUUGAUUCA
Molecule: messenger RNA, 781 nt
Organism: Pelagomonas calceolata
Lineage: Eukaryota; Pelagophyceae; Pelagomonadales; Pelagomonadaceae
Source: the annotation of a GenBank genome assembly